Messenger RNA from Mirounga angustirostris (Northern elephant seal), 7422 nucleotides. It is a transcript of the gene MUC6, whose product is annotated as mucin 6, oligomeric mucus/gel-forming. Gene Ontology annotation, cellular component: extracellular matrix. NCBI's taxonomy places the organism in Eukaryota, Metazoa, Chordata, Mammalia, Carnivora, Phocidae. The transcript has 35 exons. The coding region runs from base 1 to 7422 and encodes 2473 amino acids. Gene Ontology annotation, molecular function: protein binding. The record is from RefSeq and is a predicted model, not a curated record.
AUGGGGCUGCUGUCCACCAAGGAGCUUUCCAAAGGCCAAGUCCUGAUCAAACAGCGCCCAAGAUCCUGUUUGGCCACCACUGCGCCCAGUGGGUGCGGCCAGGGCAGGACCUGCAGCCCCUACAUAAGGCAUCCAGGGCUGGCCACUCUGGGGGCGGAGCCGACACAGUCCCGAGGCGCGAGGGGCCGGGUCCAGCGGCGACCUCUCUUCUCCACCGUCAUGCUCGGGCCUCAGCUGCUGCUGCUUCUCUCCUGUGGGGGGGCCCUGCUCGGCGCUGGUCUAAAUGAAACCUCCUCUGUGCACCCAGGCCUCCGGAGGCUGCAGGACUCCCCACCCACAGCUCCAGACAAGGGUCAGUGCUCCACAUGGGGGGCCGGCCACUUCUCCACUUUCGACGGCCAUGUGUAUGACUUCCCGGGAACCUGCAACUACGUCUUUGCAGCCAUCUGCAAGGACGCACCGUCCACCUUCAGUGUCCAGCUACGGCGCGGGCCCAGCGGGAACAUCUCCCGGCUCAUUGUGGAGCUGGGGGCCUCUGUGGUCACCGUGCAGAAGGCAGUCAUCUCCGUGAAGGAUGUGGGGGUCGUCAGCCUGCCCUACUCCAGCAACGGGCUCCAGAUCACACCCUUUGGCCAGAGUGUGCAGCUGGUGGCCAAGCAGCUAGAGCUGGAGCUGGUGGUCAUGUGGGGCCCGGGCAGUCACCUGCUGGUGCUCGUGGAGAAACGGCACAUGGGCAAGCUGUGUGGUCUCUGUGGGGACUUCAAUGGCAAGCAGACCGACGAGUUCCUGAGCGAGGAAGGCAAACUGCUGGAGCCGCACAUGUACGCUGCCCUCCAGACGCUGGAUGACCCCAGGGAGAUCUGCACAUACACGCCCGUCACCAGCCCCCAGGUCCCACAGGCAGAGCACGCCCAGACUUGCACCGAGCUGCUGACCCGGGUGGCCCCCGAGUGCAACGUGCCCAGAGAGCCAUUCAUGCUGAGCUGCCAGGCGGACAUGGCCGAGUGUGUCCUGCCAGGCCAGUGGAACUGCAGCUGUGCCACGCUGUCCGAGUACUCGCGCCGGUGCCGUGUGGCUGGCCAGGCUGUCAGGAGCUGGCGCGGCCCUGGCCUCUGCUCUGUGGGCCCAUGCCCGGCCAACCAGGUGUACCAGGAAUGCGGCGAGCCCUGCAUCAAGACCUGCUCCAACCCACAGCACACCUGCUCCAGCUUCUGCACCUUCGGCUGCUUCUGUCCCGAAGGGAUGGUUCUUGAUGAUGUCUCCAAAAACCACACCUGCGUGCCCAUCACCCAGUGCCCCUGUAUGCUCAACGGGGUGGUCUACGCCCCCGGGGAGGUCGUGACAGCUGCCUGCCAGACCUGCCACUGCACCACGGGCCGCUGGACGUGCACAGAGCAGCCCUGCCCCCGGCACUGCUCCCUACAAGGCAGCUCCUUCGUCACCACGUUCGACGCCCGGCCCUACCGCUUCCAUGGCGCCUGCACCUACACCCUCCUCCAGAGCCCACAGCUCCCCGACGGGGGCUCCCUCGUGGCCUCAUACGACAAGUCUGGGUACUCUCCCUCGGAGACGGCCCUAGCUGCCGUCAUCUACAUGUCCAGAGAGGACAAAAUCGUGAUUUCUCGGGACGAGGUCCUCACCAACAACGGGAACACCAAGUGGCUACCGUACAAGACUCGCAACAUCACAGUCUUCAGGCAGACGUCCACCCACCUCCAGAUGACCACCACCUUCGGCCUGGAGCUCGUGAUCCAGCUAGAGCCCGUGUUCCAGGUGUAUGUCACUGUCGGGCCCCAGUUCAGAGGCCAGACCAGAGGGCUCUGUGGCACCUUCAAUGGGGACACGACGGAUGACUUCAUGGCCAGCACGGGCAUCGUGGAGGGCACCGCCUCGCUCUUCGUGGACUCCUGGCGGACGGGGAACUGCCCGGCCUCAUUGGAGCGCGAGACAGACCCCUGCUCCAUGAGCCAGCUCAACAAGGUGUGUGCAGAGACCCACUGCUCAGUGCUGGUGAGGGACGGCACAGUGUUCGAGAGGUGCCACGCCACGGUGAACCCCAGGCCCUUCUACAAGAGGUGCGUGUACCAGGCCUGCAACUAUGAGGAGACCCUCCCACACGUGUGCGCCGCCCUGAGUGACUACGCCCGCACGUGCGCUGCCCACGGCAUCCCGCUGAGGGGCUGGAGGAGCAGCGUGGACAACUGCACCACCCCCUGCAUGGGCAACCAGACGUUCGGCUAUGACAUCCGGGCCUGCGGCCGCACGUGCCUGUCACUGUCUGACCGCGCCGCCGAGUGCCAUCCGAGUGCCGUGCCCGUGGACGGCUGCAACUGCCCCGAGGGCACCUACCUCAACCACAAGGCCCAGUGCGUGCGCAAGGCCCAGUGCCCCUGCCUCCUGGACAGCAGCAAGUACCUCCUGGCUGACCAGUCCGCCAUGGUCCACGGCGUCAUCUGCCAGUGCGUCCACGGCAGGCUGCGCUGCCCGGGGCGCCCACAGAUGCUCCUGGCAAACUGCUCGGCCCCCAAGACCUUCCAGGCCUGUGGCGAGUCCUCGGAGAACACAUUUGGGGCGGCCUGUGCCCCCACAUGUCAAAUGCUGGCCACCGGCACCCCCUGCGUACCCACCAAGUGCGAGCCUGGCUGUGUCUGUGCCAAGGGGCUCUACGAGAACGCCCCCGGGCAGUGCGUACCCCCCGAGGAAUGUCCGUGCGAGUUUGCGGGGGUCUCCUACCCCCGGGGCGCCCAGCUCCACACCGACUGUAAGACAUGCACCUGCUCCAGGGGGAAAUGGGUCUGCUGGCAGAGCACCCGCUGCUCAUCCACCUGCACCCUCUACGGGGAGGGCCACGUGGUCACCUUCGACGGUCAGCGCUUCAUGUUCGACGGCAGCUGUGGGUACAUCCUGACCACGGACGGCUGCGGGGCCAACAACUCGCAGCCCACCUUCAAGGUCCUGACGGAGAACGUUGUGUGUGGCAAGUCAGGCGUCACCUGCUCCCGGGCCAUCAAGAUCUUCCUGGGGGGCCUGUCCGUCGUGCUGGCGGACAGGAACUACACGGUCCGCGGGGAGGACCCCCAUGUGCGCCUGCGGGUCAACACCGGGUCCCUGAACCUGGUGCUGGACGUCGCCAUCGGCAACAGGUACAACAUGACCCUCGUCUGGAACAAGCGCAUGACUGUCUUCAUCAGGAUUACGCGUACCACCCAGGAUGCGCUGUGCGGCUUGUGUGGUAACUACAACGGGAACAUGAAGGACGACUUUGAGACACGCAGCAACUACGUGGCAUCCAGUGAGCUGGAAUUCGUGAACUCGUGGAAGGACAGCCCGCUGUGCGGGGACACCAGCCUCGCGCUGGACCCCUGCAGCCUCAACACGUUCCGCCGCAGCUGGGCAGAGCGCAAGUGCAGCAUCAUCAACAGCCCCACCUUCGCCGCCUGCCACAGCCAGGUGUACCGCCUGCCCUACUACGAGGCCUGUGUGCAAGACGCGUGUGGCUGUGACACACGCGGGGACUGCGAGUGCCUCUGUGACGCGGUGGCCGCCUACGCCAAGGCCUGCCUGGACAAGGGCGUGUGCGUGGACUGGAGGACGCCGGACUUCUGCCCCGUCUACUGUGACUUCUACAACACCCACGCGCAGGGGGACGGCGCAUACCGGUACGGCCAGGAGGCCAACUGCACGUGGCACUACCAGCCGUGCCUCUGCCCUGAGCACCCACAGAGCCUCCCAGACACCAAUACCGAAGGCUGCUACAACUGCUCCCAGCACGAGUACUUCGACCACAACACGGGGAGCUGCGUUCCUUGCGUGUCGCCGCCCACCACGCCAAGGCCCACCACAGCACCGGGUGUGGGCUGGGGCGGACACCGAGCCUGGGCUGCCCCUGGGGCCACUCUGCACGGAGGGAGCAGCAGACUCACCGCGAACCCUCUCUGCCAUCGCCACACGGGCCACUUCGGCACCAGCCCCAACGGCCACUCUCAAGUCCACGGCCACAGGACCCACAGCGACACAGGCCACAACGAACUCCACAGCAUCCACACGCAGCUCAGCAGCACAAUCCACAGCUCAGUCCACAGAGCACAGCACAGCAUUACCACAGACCCCAGGAACUUCAGAAACGUAUACAGGACCCCCACCAAGACAGGUCCCGCCACGGGGACCUCCUUCCGCACGACCACCGCCUUGCCCAACCCAUCGAGCCCCGAGUCCACCGUCUCCAUGCACGUUGCCCCCUCUACCACGUCCUCCGUGACCCCCACUACCCACCGAGUCAUCACCCCAUCACAACCGGAGACCCCUUCUUCCCCCUCCACUGCCAGGCAAACGGGCCCCUCCUCUCCUCCUCCACAUGGCCCCACCACAGGGACACAGCCCACGCACACGACCCCGCCACUCACUCGGACCACGCACACCCCUAGCUCGCUCAGCACAGCCAAAACCUCCACCUCCAGACAGUCUUACACUUCUGAACCCAUCCAUCACGAAACCUCAAGCGCCCCCACACCCUCCGUCUCCCACGAGCCACCUGCUACGGGGACCCUGACCUCCGUGACGCACACCGCCACGGCCACGGCCACCAGCAGCGAGCGACACACGCCGCUCACCUCUCACUCCACGUCCACGCCAGCUGUCUCCAGCACGGCCCACACGACAGGUCCCCCCAUGGGGACCUCCUUCCGGACGACCACCGCCUUGCCCAACCCAUCGCGCCCCGAGACCACCGUCUCCAUGCACGUUGCCCCCUCUACCACGUCCUCCGUGACUCCUACCACCCACCGAGUCAUCAGCCCAUCACAACCAGAGACCCCUUCUUCCCCCUCCACUGCCAGGCAAACGGGCCCCUCCUCUCCUUCUCCACACGGCCCCACCACAGGGACACAGCCCAAGCACACGACCCCGCCACUCACUCGGACCACGCACACCCCUAGCUCGCUCAGCACAGCCAAAACCUCCACCUCCAGACAGUCUUACACUUCUGAACCCAUCCAUCACGAAACCUCAAGCGCCCCCACACCCUCCAUCUCCCACGAGCCACCUGCUACGGGGACCCUGACCUCCGUGACGCACACCGCCACGGCCACGGCCACCAGCAGCGAGCGACACACGCCGCUCACCUCUCACUCCACGUCCACGCCAGCUGUCUCCAGCACGGCCCACACGACAGGUCCCCCCACGGGGACCUCCUUCCGCACGACCACUGCCUUGCCCAACCCAUCGCGCCCCGAGUCCACCGUCUCCAUGCACGUUGCCCCCUCAACCACGUCCUCCGUGACUCCCACUACCCACCGACUCAUCACCCCAUCACACCUGGGAACCCCUUCUUCCCCCUCCACUGCCAGGCACACAGGCCCCUCCUCUCCUUUUCCACACGGCCCCACCACAGGGACACAGCCCACGCACACGACCCCGCCACUCACUCGGACCACGCACACCCCUAGCUCGCUCAGCACAGCCAAAACCUCCACCUCCAGACAGUCUUACACUUCUGAACCCAUCCAUCACGAAAGCUCAAGCGCCCCCACACCCUCCAUCUCCCCCGAGCCACCUGCUACGGGGACCCUGACCUCCAAGAUGCACACCGCCACGGCCACCAGCAGCGAGCGACACACGCCGCUCACCUCUCACUCCACGUCCACGCCAGCUGUCUCCAGCACGGCCCACACGACAGGUCCCCCCACGGGGACCUCCUUCCGCACGACCACCGCCUUUCCCAUUCCAUCGCGCCCCGAGACCACUGUCUCCAUGCACGUUGCCCCCUCGACCACGUCCUCCGUGACUCCCACUACCCACCGAGUCAUCACCCCACCACAACCGGAGACCCCUUCUUCCCCCUCCACUGCCAGGCAAACGGGCCCCUCCUCUCCUCCUCCACAUGGCCCCACCACAGGGACACAGCCCACGCACACGACCCCGCCACUCACUCGGACCACGCACACCCCUAGCUCGCUCAGCACAGCCAAAACCUCCACCUCCAGACAGUCUUACACUUCUGAACCCAUCCAUCACGAAACCUCAAGCGCCCCCACACCCUCCGUCUCCCACGAGCCACCUGCUACGGGGACCCUGACCUCCGUGACGCACACCGCCACGGCCACGGCCACCAGCAGCGAGCGACACACGCCGCUCACCUCUCACUCCACGUCCACGCCAGCUGUCUCCAGCACGGCCCACACGACAGGUCCCCCCAUGGGGACCUCCUUCCGGACGACCACCGCCUUGCCCAACCCAUCGCGCCCCGAGACCACCGUCUCCAUGCACGUUGCCCCCUCUACCACGUCCUCCGUGACUCCUACCACCCACCGAGUCAUCAGCCCAUCACAACCAGAGACCCCUUCUUCCCCCUCCACUGCCAGGCAAACGGGCCCCUCCUCUCCUUCUCCACACGGCCCCACCACAGGGACAGAGCCCACGCACACGACCCCGCCACUCACUUGGACCACGCACACCCCUAGCUCGCUCAGCACAGCCAAAACCUCCACCUCCAGACAGUCUUACACUUCUGAACCCAUCCAUCACGAAACCUCAAGCGCCCCCACACCCUCCGUCUCCCACGAGCCACCUGCUACGGGGACCCUGACCUCCGUGACGCACACCGCCACGGCCACGGCCACCAGCAGCGAGCGACACACGCCGCUCACCUCUCACUCCACGUCCACGCCAGCUGUCUCCAGCACGGCCCACACGACAGGUCCCCCCACGGAGACCUCCUUCCGCACGACCACUGCCUUGCCCAACCCAUCGCGCCCCGAGUCCACCGUCUCCAUGCACGUUGCCCCCUCUACCACGUCCUCCCACUGGACAAUCUAUUACCACUGGAGUGCCAACCACCGUGAUCCUGGCCAGCUCGACCUCUGUCCAUGGAAGCUCAUCCCUUCGUGCCACAGGGACCUUGUCUACUGGGGCACCAUCCAUCUCCUCUCUGGUGACACCUUCGCCCAGCUCUCCAGCAUCCUUCAGCUGUGCAUCUUUCUGGAGAGCCCGUGGCCUACUCCCACAGAGUCCCUGCCUUUCAUUGUCCUCACACCGCCCGAUGACUUCUGCGCUGUGCUGUUGCCUCUCAGCGCGUUCCCCACUCUGCCGGCCUCCCAGCCCAACAUGCACACUGCUGACGGGGGCUCACUGGUCGUCAUGCAGUGGGUCUGCGACGUGAAGGAGCUUGAGGAGGAGGUCACGUACCGAGGGUGCACUGCCAACGUGACAGUGACCCGCUGCGAGGGCUUCUGUCCCUCCUCGGCCAGCUUCAACACCCACACGAAUCAGGUGGACACCCACUGCAGCUGCUGCCACCCACUCAGCUCCUACCAGAAGCAGUUUGUGCUACCCUGCUCAGACCCUGAAGCGCAGGGCCAGCAGCUGGUGCUCACGCUACAGAUGCUCAGCAGCUGUGCAUGCAGCCCACAGCGCUGUGGGGACUAG